Klebsormidium nitens is the source of this 3270-nucleotide messenger RNA. NCBI's taxonomy places the organism in Eukaryota, Viridiplantae, Streptophyta, Klebsormidiophyceae, Klebsormidiales, Klebsormidiaceae. The record is from the annotation of a GenBank genome assembly.
UAAAUUUGCAAUUUGCAAGGGGCCAAUGGCAAAUGCAAUCUGCAACAGUGCAAGCCUGUGCAAGGGUCGAAAUGCAAGCAGCCAAAGGCACAGACGGCUGGCACAUAUACCAGGUAGAUUGAUCAGGUAUGGUUACAAUCUGCACGGCUUCUGCGAAAAGAAACAUAGAGAAGAGUUAAACGGAUGCGCAGUUGAAUCUGCCAAGUGUCGUGUGACUGGGGUGAGCAGGACCGCUGCACUGGCCCUCUAGGGCGGUUGCUCUCAGCGGGCCAUGGCAUCGGCACGAAGAUCCUUCACACCAAGCCCGGAUGGCGCUGGGCCCUCUGCCACCCCCCCCCGCCGCCGUGAGCGCGAUCGGCCUGCCCGCUCCUCGCGCACGUCCUCCACCGGCUCUCUGCCCCUCCUGCUCGAUGCGGCAGACUUCAAGGGCACCUUCUCGUUUGACGCCUUCUUCUCCAGCCUGGUGGGCGACAUCCUGCCCCCCCUGCCCCCCGACUCCGCCGAAGGUGCCCUGGACGGCGCAGCUCCUCCUGGGGCAGGGGGGGACGCGGGGGUCAGCUCGGUGCGCGCACCUUCGGGCCCUGCGUUUGCAGAGGCGGAAGCGCUGCUGCCGGUGUUCAAGGACGCGCGCAAGGAGCUGCUGGAGCUUAAGGGGCAGGUGAGUGAGCGCGUGGCGCGGCUGGCGGGCGAGGUGUCUGCGCGGGAAGCGGCGCAGGCGGCGUCGCUGGCGGGGCUGGAGGCGGGGGUGGGCGCGCUGUUCAGCAGCUUCUCGCGGCUGGACAACCGCAUUGCCGGGGUGGGCCAGACGGCGGCGCGCAUCGGGGACCACCUGCAGGCGGCGGACGCACAGAAGGACACCGCGCUGCAGACCAUCGACCUCAUCCGCUACCUGCAGGAGUUCAACGAGUGCCUCCCCGGCGACUUCAAUGACCUGGACCCGCUCUUCACCGACGACGCGCGCGUUGGCGAGGCCGCCACUGUCGCACAGAAGCUGCGCACAUUCGCUGAGGAGCAGACGGGGGGGUCCGCCGCCGGGGGUGGGAAGCCCCCUCCGUCCGCGGGGAGCGGCCUGGAGGCGGCGGUGGGCAAUCUGCAGGAGUACUGUAAUGAGCUGGAGAACCGGUUGCUGGUGCGCUUUGACGUGGCGGCCGCGCGGCGCGAGCUGCCGGCCAUGCGCGAGUGGGCGACGGUGCUGGGCCAGUUCAACCGCGGGAGCAGCGCCAUGCAGCGCUACGUGGCCAGCCGGCCCAUGUUCAUGGACGUCGACGUCAUGGCCGCCGACGUGCGCACCGCCACCGGGGGCGGAGACGGCGGCGCGCCCGCGCGGGGCCUGGCCGUGCUGUACGCGGACAUCGUGGAGACGGUCAAGAAGGAGGCCGCCACCGUGGAGGCCGUCUUCCCCAACCCGCGGGCCGUCAUGGCGCUGCUCGUGCAGCGCAUCCUGGAGCAGCGCGUGGUGCGUGUUCUGGACGCCCUGCUGCAGCCGCCCCCCUUGCCGCGCCACUCCGGCAGCGGUCCCCCCACCGGCGCAGCGGAGGGCACGCUGGGCUACCUGCGCACGCUGGCGGCCGCGUACGAGCGCACGCAGGAGCUGGCGGGGCAGUUGACGCGCGUCGGAUGUGGCGAUCUGGACUGUGAGGCGUUGGCAGACAGUUUGUUCAGCACGGCUCGCGACGACUAUCUGGAGCACGAGCAGGCCAGCCUGGCGCAGCUCCUUGAGGCCAAGAUGGCGGAGGCGCGCGCGGGGGGGGGCGACGGCGCCGUGAAGAAGGGCGGCCCCGGGGCGCUGUCGGUGGGCGUCGUGACGGACAUGCUGCGCUGGAGCGAGGAGGCGGGCAGCCGCUGCCUGCUGCUCACGCGCGACCCGGGCCAGCUCGCGUGGAACGUCAAGCACGUCUUCACCACCACCGUCACGCAGGUGAGCCAGUACUUGCGAGAGGGCCUGGAGCGCGGGCAGGAGACGCUGAGCGACGCGGCGGCCAAGCGCGAGCGCUACAUGAUCGGCACGAGCGUCAGCCGGCGGGUCGCGGCCGCAGCGGCGUCCGCGGCAGAGGCGGCGGCGAAUGCGGGGGAGAGCAGCGUGCGCGCGUUCAUGGUGGCGGUGCAGCGCGCGACCAUGGGGGUGGCGCUCCUGCAGCAGCACUACGUCACCAGCGUCGCGCGGCUCGUGCUGCCGGGGGAGGGCGAUGCCGCGGCCUGCAGCCAGGCCAUGUCUUCUGCGGUGGCGAGUGCAGAGGCUGCCGCGCUGGCGGGCCUGGGCGCGUGCGUGGACACGAUCCUGGCGGAGGUGGAGCGGCUGCUGGCCGCGGAGCAGAAGCCGAGCGACUUCCGGCCGACGGCGGACGGCGCGCUGCCGGACCACCGCCCGACGGCGGCGUGCGUGCGCGUGGUGCAGUAUCUGGCGCGCAUCGCGGAGGCGGUGCAGGGCGCGCUCGAGGGGCUCAACAAGCAGAGCUUCCUCGCCAAGCUGGGGAGCCGGCUACACAAGGCGCUGCUGGCCCACAUUGCCCGUUUCACGUUCAACCCCAGCGGCGGCCUGCGGCUGAAGCGCGACAUCUCGGAGUACGCCGACUUCGUGCGCACCUUCAAGGCCCACUCCGUCGACCAGCGCUUUGAGCUUCUCGGCACGCUGGUGAACGUGUUCGUGGUGGCCCCCGCGAGCCUGCCCACGCUCGUGGACGGCAGCCUGCGCAGCAUGCACCGCGAGGCCGAGAGAUACAUACAAUUGCGUGAUGACUACAAAACGGCCAACAUAGCGGCGAAAUUCACAGCAACGCCGGGGUAGUAUGUCAAAGCGGCUCACCCUGGAAGCUUAGCACUUUUAAAGCUACGUUCUAUAUGAGCGUUGCUUCAUUGUUUCACAUGAUGCGUUAAGUUCGACGAAUAGAGCGCGUUGUCUUGUUCCCAGUCGCCGGAGCACAACGUCCGGCUUCAAGCUUGAAGUUGGUGUCAAAAGUAUCCAGUCCUAGUCUAAAUAGUUAGGCGACUCCUUCGAAAUAUGAGAGUCAGAGGGCAAUGACGGUUGGCUUUAACGUGCAAAGCAUUGAACGAGAAGAGUCUGGCAAUAUUGUCAAUGGCACUUCAUUGGGUUACAACUAAUAUAGGUGCGGUCGUGCUGUCGUACUUUCCAGCUGCAACUUGAAGUUUCAGUACAAGUCGUUUGGGUCCCGGUUUGUUCAAUUUGCAAUUGCGAAACUGGCACAUAUGCGUGACAAUGGUUAGUAGCCCGGUCGGGGGAGCUCAGCUGGCACAAAAAUUUUGGGCGCAUGC